UCGUCGGUGUUUUUACAGUGAAGGACUCGUCUUUUGUUUUGGCUCCACUACUUCCGCACUCGAGACUUUCCUGUCUUGUUUCGACCUUUUCACACAAAAUGUUGCCUUUUUAUUCCUGACAUUUCGUACGCUAUGGCCGAGGACGAGCUCGCUGUGUUCAGAGACCGUUGGAAACGUGAGCUGUGGAGUCAAAAAGAGGAGCGGCGGCUCGUUCCCGCUGCGCCCUCCACUACCAGGAGUCAUGCCGGGGACGAAAAUGAUGACGCGAGUCGAGGUAAAAGCGAGUUAAAAUCCGAGUGUAGUGUUGGCGUGCAGGAGGCCGGUUACAUUUCCAUCGCCAAGGGCUUGCUGGGCGGCAGGACGAGCCCACUUUUGGACAGACUCGAGGAGGAGAGGAGCAAAAGGAAGAGGAACUACCAGGAUGAGCGCGCCGUCUGCAGGGGGUCCCUAAAGAAUCCUCAGAGAAAAGUCAAGAAAGAAGAGCAGCUGGUGGAUCAACUCAUUCUGGAUCUGAAUGAGGCAAGCGACAUCCCUUUCUUUGACAUGGAGUUGCCGUAUGAGUUAGCGCUGAAGAUAUUCCAAUAUCUCAACCGAACUGAGCUCGGCCGAUGUGCACAGGUGAGCAAGGCGUGGCGAGCUCUGGCUGAGGACGGUGUACUGUGGUUCAAGCUGUGUGCGCGUGAGGGCCACCGGCGCGGCGCUGCCGUGUCCGAUUCACCCUGCUGGAAGGCCACACUGCGAGACUGCCGCAACGCAGCCGCCAACGUGCGUGCCAACUGGAAGAAUCGUGUUGGCUCUAUCAGUCAGCUGCAGUUCGAGCUGGGAAAGGUGCUGUGCGAUGUCAGCUCCUGUGACAACUAUGUCCUGGCAGGGUACUCCUCGGGUGACGUGAGGCUGUGGGACAAGUUGCACUGGGACCUGCCGUCGUCCUACCUCAAGUCCAACUGGCUGUCCGCUCUCGCUGAGCCCCGACCACAUGUCGCUCACGUGCAGGUUGCUGGUAACAUUGCAGCAGCCGCCUACCACGAUGGUUGUGUGGACGUCUGGAGCACGCAGUCAGGUGGCGAGCCCAUUUACCACCACCAGAUGGCGGGGAGCCAACGGGCCUUGGCCCUCAGCCUGGAGGGUUCCGUCCUGGCUUCCGCAGCCGACUCCGACGUCCGACUAGAUGGUGCCAACGAGUGCGGCGCAUGGAGGAUGCUCGCGCUGACCCGCCUCCCUAAGCCUGUCCACAGUUUGGUGUUGGUGCCCGGCAGCAGAGUGCGGCGGCGUGCGCUUACCGCAGCGGUGGCCGGGGAGUCUGUGUAUCUGCUGGAUGAAGAGGAAGAGGAAGACCUAAGGACCCUCCACUCGGUGUAUGGACACCCUGUCACCUGCUUGGAUGCCUCUGAGUAUCAUGUAGCACUCGGGGUGAAGAACAGCAGCUGGGCUAUGCAUGACGGAGGCAACAAGAUCCACGUGUACAGCUUGGCGACGGGCAAGGCGGUGGCAUGUGUUGGGGACUCUCCAGGAGACUUCACCUGUAUUCAUCUCCACGACGGCAACGCGCCGCACAUGAUGGUGUGCGGGAACAAUGACAGGCGGGUGCGUGUGUUAGACCUGCGCACGGGCUCGUGCGUGUCUUCGCUGUACGCGCACCAUCUGGGCGUGACGUCGGUGCGUAUGGACGACUGGAAGGUGGUGAGCGGCGGCGGCGAGGGCCUGGUGUGCGUGUGGGAGAUGCGGAUGGGAACCAAGCUGUGGGAGAUGCACAACAGACAUCCUGUGAGGCACGUGCAUUUCGACAGCCGCACGCUGCUGACAGCCAACAUCCCCGACGACAAGACGCCACGGGGGGCGUGCAUCACUGAUGACGACCUCACGGCUCACCGCAGGCACCGAGGAAUCAUCUGCCACUACGACUUCUCGGAGGAAGCCGGCGCCCCCGACGGGGUCCUCCCCAUCUGCCGCUCCGACUACGACCAAUCUCACGGCUACAACUACAACAUCGCGCUCGCCAUGCCCUAUGACCGCCUCAGGUGACCACCCGCGCGUGAAACCCAAACUUUUAUGAUUCCCCUUGGACAAGUUGUCAUCGAGUGUAUGUGCCCUCAGCUGCCACAAUAUUAGGGACACCCGCAUCCCCAUUUACGCAACGGCACAUUGGUACUCUCUGGUGUUCAUUAGAGGUCAGGUGUUCAUUAGAGAGGCCUUAGUAAUGUAAUUGAACGUUUUAAACACAUAAUUAAAAUAAUGUGUUGAUAUCCAACAAAACCAUAUUUCUCCACAAAUGGUUAUUUUUAUUCAAAACGCAAAUUUUUGUUGUUGUUUAUUAAAUAAUUAUUUUUGUUUGUUGUCUUUAUUUGUAUCAAAAAAAGAAAAAAAAUCUGUUGAUAAAUUCACACAAUUAUGGAAAGAAAGUUCAAAUGUAUUUUUGCAAAUUACAUUUGUUUGGAUCUUGAAAUUAUUUAUAUCCAAUAUAUAUUUUUGUUCAAUUUGUUUUAAUGCAAAUAAAGUGGAUGAUAACUCCUCAAAUUA
Molecule: messenger RNA, 2517 nt
Organism: Phyllopteryx taeniolatus (common seadragon)
Lineage: Eukaryota; Metazoa; Chordata; Actinopteri; Syngnathiformes; Syngnathidae
Gene: fbxw8
Product: F-box and WD repeat domain containing 8
Exons: 11
Coding region: 133-2022 (629 amino acids)
Cellular component (GO): preribosome, large subunit precursor
Molecular function (GO): protein binding
Source: RefSeq, a predicted model, not a curated record